Molecule: messenger RNA, 1237 nt
Organism: Anopheles stephensi (Asian malaria mosquito)
Lineage: Eukaryota; Metazoa; Arthropoda; Insecta; Diptera; Culicidae
Product: DNL-type zinc finger protein-like
Exons: 2
Coding region: 108-542 (144 amino acids)
Biological process (GO): protein folding; protein stabilization; protein import into mitochondrial matrix
Cellular component (GO): mitochondrion
Molecular function (GO): protein-folding chaperone binding; zinc ion binding
Source: RefSeq, a predicted model, not a curated record
AUUUUUGACAGCAAUAACAAAUCGCGCGUGUUUGUUUUGAGUUAGUUGCAGCGCGGUUCGCGGUCUGCCGGACGAUAGCAUAGAUACACAGUAAAAUCAGUGCAAAAAUGGCUCUAGCGAGGAAUAUAUUACGUCUGGCGUAUCGUCGAAGUGUGCUUCAACUAACGGCCCCCGUGUACACAAAGUUUUCCUCCCAUAUCACCAGCACAGGAAGCAAUCCACUAGUUCGUUCGCCAUUCUGUACCUCUACGACGGUAGCCGCCGAUUGUGCACAAAACGCCCAGACGGAUGAAAUCGGCCGGAUACAGCCGCGCAAAAUGAGCCUCAUAUUUACGUGCAAAGUGUGUAACUAUCGGAACAUGAAAAUGAUAUCGAAACAGGCGUACGAAAAGGGCGUCGUAAUAGUGACGUGCGACGGGUGCAGCAAUCACCAUCUUAUUGCAGACAAUCUAAACUGGUUUACCGAUUUGAAUGGAAAGCGCAACAUCGAAGAGAUACUGGCGGAGCGAGGGGAGAAAAUUACAAAAAUCUUUGAAAAGUAGUCUCAAUCCUGUGGAAUUGAGGUCCUGUUAAUAAAGCCCUAGUUGGAUUAAGUGUUUUACCGGUGAUGAAUUGAUAUGAUGUAGUGCGGUACUGUUCAGGAACUAUGUCGAUGAAAACAACGAUAAGCAGCUUUAAAAUCUUAUUAGAUAAAAAUAGUAGUUUCCUAUUGGAAUUUCAUUAGCUACGGUUAGAACUUAGAGCAUACCGGAUCCUAAGUAACUUAGUGCUGAUCGUUUGAUUUUAUCGGUGUUAUUAUUAGAAAGAAUUACUUUUUAAGAACAAAGUAUAGAUAGGUAAGGGUAUGAUACCUUAGUGAAAGCUUACCAACCAGCUACCAGUAGAAUAUCUCAGGUUGUAGAGCAAUGAUCGGUUCAAAAUGCUGGUACAUUAUCAGCGACUCGGCAUUUUUUUCUGAUUUAUGCAGUAGAGAUGUAAAGAUACAUAGGUGUUUGAGACCCAAAAUUAGUUUAAGUCAAACCUCACCAUGGACAACGACAAUCCGCUCAAAGCUGCCACGAAAGAUGAUAGAGGAACGAUAUAGAACGUUUUCCAACUAUUGAGUAAUGGAUUAGACUUGCUAGGCUUUGAUGGGCUAGUCAUGACAUGAGAAUGAUAAUGGACGACUCAGUCCGUAACAUGUUUUUAGUCUGUGCACGUGGUCAAAUAUGGUGCAAUAGACUCAAAUUGCGAUAGA